AAUCAUCCAUGAUAUCAACAUGCCUUCACGCUUCUUUUAAUAGGCUACACCCAUGCUUCAAUAGUUGAAAAUGUCAGUAUUCCAUGUAGUAGUUUUGCGCAGUCCCUAAAUUAUUUAAAAAAAACAUCGUCCAAUCCCUAACAGAGUUACAUUUGAACUACUCAAAGCGAAAACCGUGCUACAGGAUCUCAUGAUUCUUUUACCUUCUGGGUGGAUGUGCAUGCUCCUGUUGGACCCGACCAGAAGGCAUAUGUGAAGUACCUCGCCACCAUGUUCAGCGUCUUAGCCAAGAAAGUCAUGGUGAAGUGGUCCAUGACCCAGAAUCUGACAUUUAAAGAGCAGCUGGAUGCAGGAAUACGCUACUUUGAUCUCCGGGUCUCCUCCAAACCAGGCGAGUCUGGAAAUGAGAUUUACUUUAUCCAUGGCCUGUUUGGCCACAAGGUGAGCGAUGGCUUGUUAGAAAUCAACUCCUUCUUAAGCAGACACAGGAAAGAGAUAGUGUUUCUAGACUUUAACCACUACUAUGCAAUGGAUCUAGAGCAUCAUGUGUACCUCAUCAGCAUGCUCCAGGAAGUGUUUGGCAGCAAGCUUUGCAACAACUGUGCAGUGGAGGGCAUCACUCUGGACUACCUCUGGCAGAAGAAAUACCAGGUGAUUGUGUUCUACCAUCAUCCAUCAGCUCAGGACAUCCCUGCCAUGUGGCCUGGCAACAAGAUCCCUGCUCCCUGGGCAAACACCACCGAACCCAAAAAGCUCACACAGUUCCUGGAAACUACACUGAGGGACAGAGCCAAGGAGGGCUCCUUCCACGUGUCUCAGGCCAUCCUCACACCCAGGGUUAACACCGUGGCCAAGGGCCUGAUCUGGGGGCUGCGCAACUACCUGGUGGAGAGAAACCUGCCGACCAUCAUGUCCUGGGUUGAGGCUCAGAGGCCGGGGAAGGACGGGGUCAACAUCAUCACUUCUGACUUUGUGGAGCUCACUGACUUUGCCAACAUUGUCAUCAAACUCAACAACCUGCUGUUGUCUGAACAGGACCGCAAACAAAGAUGACACACGUUUGCACAACAGGCCAAAUGUGUGCUGACCCGCGGUGUGGUGCAAGUCGGAGGGCAGAUUCUUCCACCAUUGUUGGAUAAUAGUUCUUACAUAACGCCAGAGUCCCUAUGAAGUUAGUUUUAAUAAUAUUGUAUUUUAUUGCGUUAGUGACUUCAACAAGGACGGUUUAUCAUUAGCAAGAAAUUAGCUAUUUCUUUAGCUGACUGUUGCAUUGUCUUGCUUAAGGACUAGUAAAGCAGUAAAGGGAUACUGUAAGAGCCCAGUUAAUUGCGCUUGAAUAACAUCAAACCUUUCAACCUUUUGAACCAUUUUGAAUGUCACAGUUUUUAUUGCAGCUGGCUCUCUCAGCCCCAAUAUCAUGCACACGUCCAAAAGAGGGGAGGAAGCUGGAGUUUUACCACCAUCAAAAGGUCGACCAAACUUGUCAUACCACCGCUUUGGCUUCAUUUCUGGAUUCAAAUAGCUAUAUUCCCUUUUGCUGGAAAAGCUGGCAAUAUACCACAUUGUAGUGUCUUAUGGCCAUGCAGCACAGGUCACCAUGCAGAAACAGACUCACAGCUACCUGUGACCUGGACAAUGAUUAUAUGAAUCAAGGAUUUCAACAUGGUUUCAACAUCUCAAAUAUUAUGCUGUGUUCACACCAAAUGCAAAGCGAAUUUACGCCUUGCGUUACUGGCGCGAGUUUGACCUUGGGAUUAUUUGUGUGUAUUCCAAUUAUUCGUGCAAAACGUGCCAAAGAGAAGGAAGAGCUCCAUAUAGAGAUACCAACAAUGUUGCUGUCAACCAUUUCUCUCCAACAUCAGCCAUGGCCAAAAUAACCACUAUUGCUGCUUUGCAGCCCACCUGUUGUUGAAGUCCCGGAUACAUCGGAAAACCAAACGCUGUCAUGUCUUGGUUCAUAACAUCACAAGUAACCGGUGGGGCAGAGCAGAUGUAAGUUUAUACGAUUUGGUCGCGUAUUGGGCAUAAACCGUAAUUUGCGUCACUGAAUCACCCAGCGCAAAUUUGCAUUUAAUCGCAUCUUUGCGUUUAAUCGCAUCUUUGCAUUUAAUCGCAUCUUUGCACUCAGUUUGUAGGCUAUGUAAUCACGCCACACCAAAAAUUCACUUUGUGUUUGGUGUUAACAGAAUUACUAUAGUUGUCCUUUUUUUUCUGUUCACGUCACAAAUUUUUUUUUAUUAAGGUGAAAGCCAAGAUCCUAUAUUGCAUAAUUGUUUUGCUUUUUUGAAAUACUGUAUUUAGGUGUUUAAGGUAUUGUCUGCAUCGGAACAUAAGGUAUUGGAAUGAAAAGCAAUCGCGACAAAUAUUUAAUGAUACUUUUACUGUAAUAAUUUACAGCAUUAUGUUAAAUAAUUGCCAACGAAAAUGUUUGACAUGAUGGCAGUGGAAUUUGUUGCGAUGGCAUUAAUAAUUCACUUGGCCAGUGAUCUAAAGUUGGGUUUUUAACUAUGCACUUUGUGUUUUUUCCAAUAAUGGACGUACUGGGGAAAAUACAGGCUGCAUUUUAGUGAGUAUUUUUGUUUGUAUGUUAAAAACUGCCAUGACACUUUGCUAACUCUGUCUAAGUACAUAUCGCUGGGCUGUAAAGUUUAGCACCUUUAGGGGGGAAUUGCAGAGGGAAAGCCAUAUAUGUGUGAAACUUGUGCCACAAUGCUCAUAAAAUACAUCAACCAAUG
This is a messenger RNA of Perca flavescens (yellow perch), 2735 nucleotides long. It is a transcript of the gene plcxd2, whose product is annotated as phosphatidylinositol-specific phospholipase C, X domain containing 2. Gene Ontology annotation, molecular function: phosphoric diester hydrolase activity. The transcript has 8 exons. Bases 271 to 1053 code for a protein of 260 amino acids. Lineage: Eukaryota; Metazoa; Chordata; Actinopteri; Perciformes; Percidae. The record is from RefSeq and is a predicted model, not a curated record. Gene Ontology annotation, biological process: lipid metabolic process.